UUUUGUUGUUUCUUUGCAGAAAUAAUUGAACCAUAUAUAUUUACAAGACACACAAAUUACCCAACAAAAUGGAUGACGAUCAACAGUUCUGUCUCCGAUGGAACAAUCACCAAAGCACACUUAUAUCGGUGUUCGAUACAUUACUAGAGAAUGGAACACUUGUAGAUUGUACACUAGCUGCCGAAGGAAAAUUCCUGAAAGCGCAUAAAGUAGUAUUGUCCGCCUGCAGUCCGUAUUUUGCUGCUUUAUUAUCGCAACAAUACGACAAACAUCCUAUUUUCAUAUUGAAAGAUGUCAAAUUUCAAGAGCUUCGAGCCAUGAUGGACUACAUGUACAGGGGCGAAGUAAAUAUUUCACAGGACCAAUUGGCGGCAUUGUUGAAGGCGGCCGAAUCAUUACAAAUCAAGGGCUUGUCUGACAACCGGAGCAAUUCCGUGCCCAAUAAAGCCGAUAACCUCGUGAAGCCACCACCACCAGUACCUGCAGGACCCAAAGGUGGUCUCACGAUUAGCGAUGCGAAGCGCAAGCAAUUGCUUGGCGGUGAUUUGGACACAGAUUUGUCGACGGUGACACGCGAGGGCUCCACCAGUCCAUCGCGAAAACGCAAAAAAAUUGGACGGAGACGAAGCAUAGACGCGAACAAUGUAUUAGAUAAUCACGAACAACAUUCAAAUUCCUCGUCACAUUCUCAUACAACACCUCAUAUCGCUGCUGCAGGUGCCAUUGCUGCAAAUGCUGGUAAUGUCACAAAUAACAUUGCUACCUCCACCCCAAUUGUAUUGCCCGUUACCAAAAAGACUGACCAUGAUCAAAACAAAACCGCGGACGCAGCUGGCAUUGACAGUGCAGCCGAACACGUUGACGAUCAUCACCACGAACAGGCAAACAACGCACGCAAAGAUGGCAAACGCAACACGGCUGGCGACGAAACACACUCGGAACUUAUGAUCGAACCAAAAAAUGAGUAUGACGACGACGAGGAUGACGAGGGCAAUGAACCUGUCGAAGAUCUGACCUUGGAUGACGAAGAUAUGAUGGACGACAUGGAUCAGGCAGGCCCGAGUCACGGCGGCGAAGGAUCAAGUUCAGGAUACGGAAACUGGCCAAUGGAACGAUCACAAGACGAAGGAUUUAUGGGACAAGAUGGAGGACAACCCCGAGACGCACAAGGAACAUCGAAAACGGAUCCAUCGAAAGACGUGCUCACGUUAGCGGACUUGAAUGACUGUCUCUUGGAAAGUAACGAUAUUGUGGUGUCAAAAACGAAAAAAGGCAUUGUUUUGUUGCGACUUAAGAAAGAUGACGACUUGCCGGAACAACAAAUCGGCCAUCAGCAAGUUAUGACAUUAAAAAAAGACGAAAAAGGAGGCGUGAUGUUCAAAGAAUGCGAAAUUCGUCCGAUCUCAACGAAAAAGCAACAACCAAAGCUAGUCGAACGGUCAGCCAAUGUCUCCAUAACGCCUCUGGGUCAACUAGCGGUCGCCAAGUUGCCCGUGCAAGCACCAACUGUCGUUGCGGCGACCCCAACUUCCAUAAUCCCGGUGAAAAAAGUCUCCCAUCCGCGCAUAAAAUACUCGAAACUCGUCAAUCCGAGUGCUCAACUGCAGCAAACGACGUCGCAAAAUGUCAUCGAAGCUGCGCCACAGCAAGUCACGUUGCAACAACAGCAACAACAACAAUUUUUCAUCACACGCAAGAUUCUGCCGGUCCAAGCGGCAAUUCAAACGACUCCCGUUGCUGCCACACAAACGACGCCCCGCGUUGUUACGACAAGCAACACCCUUCCCACCCAAAUUCUGAAAGUAUUUACGGACUUUGACGGUAAUUCCGUCGCUACGUUGCCAACUUCGACGUCGCAAGCGGGCCAAUCGUCGAGCAGCGACUUCCCCGUUGGCAUUGUCGAUGAUUUGGAUUACACGGGCAUCGAUGACAUUGAAUUGCCGGACGAUGUGCACUUCUCGGACACCUUUAAAGCCACCAGUUUCAAGACGCAUGACCAAAGUAACAACAGCAUCUCAUCCAACUCGAAUGAUCCGACAGUUUUGCAUACCGACAAGUACACAAUCUUCCACGAUGGCAGCAAAUUCGAUCCGAAUCAGAUCCAUUUGAGCGAAAAUUCGAUGAGUGACGCUGACGAUGCGAAACAAUAUUCGUGUCAGCACUGCGGAAAGCGAUAUCGGUGGAAGAGUACGUUGCGACGUCAUGAAAAUGUUGAAUGUGGCGGCAAGGAGGCAUCGCACCAGUGUCCCUAUUGCCCCUACAAGGCCAAACAACGAGGAAAUUUGGGCGUUCACGUACGAAAACAUCACUCGAACUUGCCGCCGUUGCUCACGAGACGCAAUAAAAAGGCCAUGAUGGGCGGACAACUCUCCAGUGACGACUUUGGAAUGACCAGCAACAAGUCAUUUUAAGUAAAAAGCCCUGAAAAUGAAAAGAAAAACGAGAUUUACAUUAAAAAUAAUUAAAAUUAUUAUGUACUUUGAUGUUAACUUUAGAACUUCUAUGAAGUAUUCGCAUCACAAACAUUUUCCUUAUAUAUUUGAUCCUAUUUGAUCCAAAGUUUUAUCUCAUAGUUUUUUAAUAAGUUAGAUUUUUACACAAAAAAUCGUUAUUUUUAGUAGUGUCAUGUAACAAAAAUUAAGUUUUAACUCUAGAAUAGACUUCAGCUUAUUAUUAUUAAACUUUCCCGGUAGAAAGGAAAGAUUUUUCUCAUUUCAGUGCAUUAUUAAAUAUUUGAGAUUAUUAUUUUAAACC
Molecule: messenger RNA, 2754 nt
Organism: Culicoides brevitarsis
Lineage: Eukaryota; Metazoa; Arthropoda; Insecta; Diptera; Ceratopogonidae
Product: longitudinals lacking protein, isoforms F/I/K/T-like
Exons: 6
Coding region: 69-2411 (780 amino acids)
Biological process (GO): regulation of transcription by RNA polymerase II
Cellular component (GO): nucleus
Molecular function (GO): protein binding
Source: RefSeq, a predicted model, not a curated record